CGCUCCUCCCGCCCGGAGUCUCUCCCUCCGCCACGAUGAGCAAAUGAGCUCGAGUGAGGGCAUGAAAUUUAAAUUCCACUCAGGGGAGAAAGUGCUGUGCUUCGAGCCUGACCCCACCAAGGCGCGAGUCCUUUACGAUGCUAAGAUUGUCGAUGUUAUUGUUGGCAAAGACGAAAAAGGCAGAAAGAUCCCAGAAUAUCUAAUCCAUUUUAAUGGUUGGAACAGAAGCUGGGAUAGGUGGGCAGCCGAAGAUCAUGUGCUUCGAGACACAGAUGAAAACCGUAGAUUACAGCGCAAAUUGGCAAGAAAAGCUGUAGCUCGCCUAAGGAAAGGAAGAAAGAAGAAGCGCUGCAGGUUGCCUGGUGUCGACUCUGUUUUAAAAAGCCUCCCGGUUGAAGAAAAAGACGAAAAUGCUGAAAACUCAAUAAGCAGUUCUUCUGAAGACAGUAGUGAAGAAACAGAUGAGGAAAUAAGAAGUGAAGAAAGCGAUACUGAAGAAAAGACUGACGUGAAAGAAGCAGAGCUGCACACAAAAAAGGAAAUGGAAGAAAGGACGAUAAGUAUAGAAAUUCCUGAAGUUCUGAAGAAGAAGCUGGAGGACGAUUGCUACUACAUUAACAGGAGGAAGCGGUUAGUGAAACUUCCAUGCCAGACCAACAUCAUAACUAUUUUGGAAUCCUACGUGAAGCAUUUUGCUAUCAAUGCAGCCUUUUCAGCCAGUGAGAGACCUCGUCACCAUCAUGUUAUACCACACGCCAACAUGAAUGUUCAUUACAUCCCAGCAGAAAAGAACGUGGACCUUUGUAAGGAGAUGGUUGACGGAUUAAGAAUAACCUUUGAUUACACUCUCCCAUUGGUUCUGCUCUAUCCGUAUGAACAAGCUCAGUAUAAAAAGGUGACUUCAUCCAAAUUUUUCCUUCCAAUUAAGGAAAGUGCCACAAGCACCAACAGGAGCCAGGAGGAGCUCUCUCCAAGCCCGCCCUUGUUGAACCCAUCCACUCCGCAGUCCACGGAGAGUCAGCCUACCACAGGGGAAGCAACCACACCCAAGAGGCGCAAAGCUGAGCCAGAAGCCUUGCAGUCUCUAAGGCGGUCCACGCGCCACAGCUCCAACUGUGACAGGCUGUCCGAGAGCAGCGCAUCACCUCAGCCAAAGCGCCGGCCCCAGGACACGUCUGCCACCAUGCCCAAGCUAUUCCUGCACCUGGAAAAGAAAACACCUGUGCAUAGCGGAUCGUCUUCCCCUAUUCCUCUGACUCCUAGCAAGGAAGCGAGUGCUGCUUUUGCUGGCUUUGAAGGGAGGCGGAAUAAUGAGAUAAAUGAGGUCCUCUCCUGGAAACUAGUCCCCGACAAUUUCCCCCCAGGUGACCAGCCGACUCCACCCUCUUACAUUUAUGGGUCACAACAUUUGCUGCGGUUGUUCGUAAAACUUCCAGAAAUCCUUGGAAAGAUGUCUUUUUCUGAGAAGAAUUUGAAGGCUUUACUGAAGCACUUUGAUCUCUUUCUGAGGUUUUUAGCUGAAUACCAUGACGACUUCUUCCCAGAGUCGGCUUAUGUUGCUGCCUGUGAGGCGCACUACAGCACCAAGAACCCCCGGGCCAUGUAUUAAAUGUUUCGAUGGCCCAGAAGAACUGUCCCUGUUUGGCUCCACACUGCCCACUCCAGGUGAAGGAGGAGACAGCAGUGGGGCUUCUUUGCAGGCAGAGGACAGAGCCGCCUGCCUUGGGUGCUGUGGUAGAGACAGGCCCUGUGAUUUGAGUUGCCCACAUACUGUAGUUGUUCCUGUUAAGAAUUACUGCCUUGGUGCCGGACCAGCCUCUGACAUCGGAUGCUUGAAACUGCGCAUGUCACCUGUGAAGGCGGGCAGAGAGCAGUUGUGUCAGCUGAGUGACAUCACGUAGUCCACGGCAUCUUGGUUGGUUCAGGGAAAAGUUAGGUGUUGCAGUUAUUUGUUAGCAAUAAACACAUUUUUUAGUUAUUUGUUCAUGUUAAAAUGAUUUGCAAACUUUCGUUUUUGUGAUGAGACUGAACACCUCUGUCCAAGAAACUUUAUACAUGGAAACUGCCAAUAAGUCACAGAGUAUCUUAGAUGGAAUGAAUCUGGAUGGCAAAAGAUUUACAGCUACACAUUUGCCUUUUAAGGUUUCUUUUCUGUAAAACAUUGUUUUUGGUGAGCUAAAUAAAGUGUUUCCCACCUUGUUUGAGAGAAAUAUCGUACCCAGCAGAGUUUUUGCAGCACCCUUAUCUUCUCUUAUUUUGUUUUUUUGUUUUAUCUUUGUGCCUUUUUCUAUUAUUUAUUUUUGUGUCUUUUUUUUUUAAUUAAGAUCUUUGUUUUCUUUCUCUUUUUGAUUUUUGUCUCACCUGGAGGCAUUCCUAGGAGUUAGGGGGCCCACCGUUCCCUACUGGUUUGUCAUCUUGUUGCCACACCGUGUGCUAGUCUGGGGCCAAGGCCAGUUUAUCCUCCUCCGUUAUCAUCAGCUAACUGUCUCCCAAGUGACCCUUCUAAUCCUCAUCAUCCUCCCUCCUCUGCCACCUCCUUCCUUUGUGGAAUGUUCCAACCUUUCAAAUCGAGAGCAGCUAAUCUGGUGAGCAUGCAGUGUGCUUUGAAUUGUUGAAAAAGUUUAGUCAGUAAUUACUCACGGCCUGGGAAAAAAAAACAGAAAAAGUCUUCCUUUUUAAGAAUAUGCUUGUUAAAUAUCCCCAGUGAAAUAAGUACAGACUGUCUCUUUGAACAUUUAUACUGUUAUAUACCUUGGGGUUAAAAUUAAUUUAUUUUCUAGUAAUAAAGUAUUUUCUUCCCCCAAAGACAUUUCUUAAUCACAACUUCCCUUAAAAUUUUGAAUGUGUAGCUUAAACAGAAAAUCAAACCCACUGCCAUCGAGUCGAUUCUGACUCAUAGCGGCCCCAUAGGACAGAGUAGAACUGCCCCAUAGAGUUUCCAAGGAGCGCCUGGCGGAUUCGAACUGCCAACCUCUUGGUUAGCAGCCGUAGCACUUAACCACUAUGCCACCAGGGUUUCCAUGUAUAGAUAAGUUGAUUUAAAUAAUGGUCUUUCUUCAAAAUAAAUAUUAUCCUUUUAUUUUAAAUUGUUAAAUUUUCUGAAUAGUUUCUCAGAAAAAUUUUAUUUAAAAGUCUGGACAGUCCUUAUAAAAAUGACCAAUAUUUCCCCUUUUGGCUUGGUUCAAGCAGAGCUGUUUGGGGUCCAGAUGACAGAAGUGACACAGAGCUUCACAAUUCUCUGGCUUCAUGAGGUCUGAAGCUCAGGAAAGUUGAUAUUCUCAUGGUGGCACCGUCAUCACACUGAGAGCAGCACGUUUCCUUCAGGGAGCUUUAGAGUCAGCCCCUCCACCGUCAUCCCCCUUCUCCAUCCCCUCCAAGUAGUUUCUAAGGCAGUGGGAAAAUUUGGUGGGCUACAUGGGGACUAUAGCUGGCCAACCGGUUUGUGAUGAUUUCCAGAAAAAAAUGGGCCUGUCUUAGGUUUGUUCCUGCUGGGGCAGGUGUAUAGGGGGAUGAGCAUCUUUUUCAUUGUUCCGAAUUGUAACCCUUCCACAUCUUGGAGUCUGCAUUUGCUUCCUCUUGCUGCUUUAAGAAAUUACCACAAUCUUAGUGGCUUAGAACAACACAAAUUUAUUAUUUGACCAUUCUGGAGGUCAGAAGUUCCACAGGAAUUCCACUGGGCUGAGAUCAAGGUAUUGGCAGGGCUGCAUUCCUUCUGGAGGCCCCAGAGGAGAGAAAUAGCACCCAGGAGCACCUACCUAGAACAGCAACUGUGUGGAUGUGGGGAUUGGUCCACCACUGGCCUGGACUUACUUCCCUCUAGGGAGAUAUGCAAAGGAAGGGUUUGGAAGAGGGCAGGCUUUUGGCCUAGGGGAUGGCCAAGGUUUCUGAGGAGGAAAGGAAAAGCAAAGGAAGGAGGGAUCUGCUUCAGAAACAGGGUGGAAGAAUUUACGGGAGUGGGGUACUCUUGCUGGGUGAGGUGCUGUGUAAGCCUCCCCUUCAUCUCUGCAAGAGACUGCCUGAGUGUCAACCAUUCACUCGUCCUUUUGUGGGGAAUGGGUCACCCGGCUGAAAGUGACCUUCAGGUGGGUGGGGAAAAUGCAAGGGCAGCCUCAAGAGUCAUGACGGGAGCUUCAGAUAUACUCAGCAAAAGGGAUCCAGAAGAAGCCAGACACAAAAGACCACAUACUGUAUGAUCCCAUUUAUAU
This is a messenger RNA of Loxodonta africana (African savanna elephant), 4205 nucleotides long. It is a transcript of the gene MSL3, whose product is annotated as MSL complex subunit 3. The coding region runs from base 44 to 1609 and encodes 521 amino acids. Gene Ontology annotation, biological process: chromatin organization; regulation of DNA-templated transcription. Gene Ontology annotation, cellular component: nucleus; NuA4 histone acetyltransferase complex; MSL complex. The transcript has 13 exons. The record is from RefSeq and is a predicted model, not a curated record. NCBI's taxonomy places the organism in Eukaryota, Metazoa, Chordata, Mammalia, Proboscidea, Elephantidae.